Molecule: messenger RNA, 666 nt
Organism: Eremothecium gossypii ATCC 10895
Lineage: Eukaryota; Fungi; Ascomycota; Saccharomycetes; Saccharomycetales; Saccharomycetaceae
Gene: RCN2
Product: Rcn2p
Exons: 1
Coding region: 1-666 (221 amino acids)
Source: RefSeq, marked provisional
AUGGCACGCACGCAAAUUCUAAUCACAGACGUGCCCAAGGCGCGGUUCGACGAGCAAUGGCCGCAGCUACUCCGGCGCGAGAUGGCUAUAAGCUUCCCGGACGUGGAGCCGGAAUACUUCACGCCCCUCUCGUUUCUUAAUCGGGUAGUGAUCAUUUUCCGCGGCGAGGAGGAUACGGCCAGGGUCUACGAGUGGCUGCGCGAGCGCUGCGCGCGCGAGCACUACAAGGUGUACUUGUCGGAGCCGCUCGUCGGCAAGCCGCGCGGGCGGUCGCUGACCGCGGUGAGCCCGCAGGCCGGGGACGGCGCGGAGGAGGCGGAGGUCGAGCGGCCGCUCUUGCAGAUCGACACGGCGUCUGCCGCGGACUCGGCGGCGGGCGGGCUUUUCCCGCCCAGCCCAAGCUUGUCGCCGGACAAGCAGAUUUCGCCCACAAAGAUAAAGUUCCCGGACGACCCGAAGGUGCACUACUACAUGGAGCCGGCUCCAGAGCGCCACACGCCGGUGCCCGAGCGGGGCACCGGCGUGCCGUCGGAUCCAUCCGGCACGCAGUUCUUGUACAGGGGGCGCUCGCUGUCGCCGCGGGACAACAUGCCCCUGAGCCCCAGCAUCACGCUCAACCGGUUCCCCUCCGAGAGGGGCGGGCGGCGCGCGCACGCCGGGCAGUAG